This is a messenger RNA of Lactuca virosa, 243 nucleotides long. Lineage: Eukaryota; Viridiplantae; Streptophyta; Magnoliopsida; Asterales; Asteraceae. The record is from the annotation of a GenBank genome assembly.
AUGACCACAGUGAGGGCUCUGUUAUCUGAAAAUCCAGCUGUGAUUUUUAGCAAAACAACAUGUUGUAUAAGCCACUCGAUCAUAUCACUCAUAAGAAAAUUUGGGGCAAAUCCUAUUAUUUAUGAGCUUGAUGAGCUUGCUAAUGGAGAUGGAAUAGAAGAAGAGUUAAUGGAGUUAGGUUGCAGCCCUAGUGUGCCAGCUGUGUUCAUAGGGAAGAAGCUUGUUGGAGGUUGCAAUAUUUAA